Messenger RNA from Aphanomyces astaci, 786 nucleotides. RefSeq lists its product as hypothetical. Gene Ontology annotation, cellular component: plasma membrane. NCBI's taxonomy places the organism in Eukaryota, Oomycota, Saprolegniomycetes, Saprolegniales, Verrucalvaceae. The transcript is spliced from 4 exons. The record is from RefSeq and is a predicted model, not a curated record. Gene Ontology annotation, biological process: CDP-diacylglycerol biosynthetic process. Gene Ontology annotation, molecular function: phosphatidate cytidylyltransferase activity. The coding region runs from base 1 to 786 and encodes 261 amino acids.
AUGGAAGUUCCUCAGGUGACCACCGCGACCGAGGAUUCGAUGUGCCGCAAUUUCGUCAAGCGGUUAGUCGCGGGUGCGACCUUAGCUACAGCCAUCGUCCUUGUAUUCGUUCUGUGUCCUCGCACUGCCACGUCACAGCUCAUGGCGACCCUAUUGGCUUUGUGGCUCCGCGACCUUCCUUGUCCGACCAACCAACAACUAUCAUACCCGAGUCAUCGUAUCCGCUCCUCAUGGAACAACUUUCGCAAGAUGCAUAUGUCCUUGCGCCUCUGGCGGUGCGAUGGAAGCUCCUUAUCCCAGGCCUCACCGAACGAUGUGUACAUGUCCAUGCUGCUCGAUCAGCUCGGCAUUGUGUACCUCUUGGGGCUGGUACAGAUCCUGUCCAACUUUAUCGACUUGUCCGUGGUGUCGGCCGGUCGGAAGAACGUGCUCGUGCUCUUGUUCACGGUAUCGGCUACACCCGUUUCCCCCGUUAGCCAAACAUUUGCCCCCGAACAAAGCCGUCGAAGGGACACAGGGGGCGUCAUGUGUGCGUUGAUUGCCAUGGUCAUUGUCACCAAUGUGCUGGGCAUCACCAUGUCCACGGUGUCGGUGACAAAGAUUCUCGUCGUCACCACGGCCGUCACCGUCGACCUGUUUGAAAGUUUGAUCAAGCGCGCGGCCAACGUGAAGGAUUCCAGCCGACUUAUUCAUGGUCAUGCAGGGUUGCUCGGUCGAGUGGAUACCCUCCUGUUUGCGAGCAUUCUCUUUGCGUUGUACAACAUCCACGCUCAACUCCUCGACUGA